UCCAGAGCGGUCCAGCCAGCGCAUAGCUCUCGACUCCUAUAGGAUGACGCCCAUAUCCUGUCUUCCGCCACUGUUCCUGCUCCUGGCGCUGCUCCUCGGACGAGGCGUAGGUCUCUCGGCUCCGCAGGACUCCUCUAACUCUGCAGUUAGGGAGAAACGCGGCACCGUCACCCUUGACUUUGGCCUUCUGUUGCGCAAUGUGCUGCUGAAGAGCGCCCAGCUGUCCGCGGCCAAGGCCAACCUUACGCGUACCACGCGGCGGCCCACGACUACUACCACUGCAGCACCGUCACCACCUCCUCCAAGGCGCCGCCGACCUAUCUGGCACCCGUACUUUGCCUCCGGCUAUUUGCCCUUCGACUACGACUAUGCGGACCCUCCGGCUCCGGCUUCGACUCCAGCUCCGGCACCGCCCCCAGCACCAGCGCCGCAACCAACCAGGCGCGUGCGGCCACAACCACGCCCCCUAGCCUUUUACUAUGGACCACGGCCGGUGGGGACUCCGCCAGCACCCCCGCCACCACCGCCGCCACCGCAGCAGCUGCCGCAGCCACAGCCUCCGAUCUUCGACUAUGACUACGACUACGAUGCCCCAGCCGCCCCGUCUUCGCCGCCAACAGCGCCUAAUUUUCCCAGGGUAGUGCCCCGACCGCGGCCACGUCCUCGUCCGCAACAACAACAGCAGCAGCAACAACCAUUGCCGCAGCGACGACCGGCGCAACUGGGAGAUCGCCUUGUCUAUCAGUACGCACAACCUACUGAUACCUUCUCUAGGCCGCAGGUGCUCGGGGGCGGGGUGGAGGCUCUGGCGGUGGCAGCGGGAGAAGAGGCAGGAACGGCAAGCGGCCCCGAGGACGUUGGGGAUAUGGCUGCCGCAAACGCAGAUAUUAAUGGGGUUGGAAACGCAAACGCUGCUACAGGCAGUGUCCCUGGCGUUAGUACUGGUUCUGACUUCGAUCAAUCAUCGCCGCCUUUUCUGGUGAACUACGACAGCGAGAGCGACUUCUACUCCGGGCCUCCAUCUCUUAUCCAGCAGAGGCCUCAAUCGGGGUCUAAAGAUGCGAACUCCGCCCCGUUCGAGGAAUACGCCUUCUCUUCACUUGGCUUUGACAGCUCUAAAAAGGGCCUAACUCCUCCCAAUCAGCAGUACUUUUUAAAGUAA
Messenger RNA from Drosophila bipectinata, 1162 nucleotides. RefSeq lists its product as uncharacterized. NCBI's taxonomy places the organism in Eukaryota, Metazoa, Arthropoda, Insecta, Diptera, Drosophilidae. The record is from RefSeq and is a predicted model, not a curated record.